AUGCCACUAGCGUGUCACAGGUUUAUUGCCAGGCUUAUUGUCUCCCCAGGAUCGACCAUCGGGGACUGUUUCAGAGUGCUCAUACAAUCUCACGUUCUCUACUUUGCAAGCUUUGCUGGUGUCUCUUGCCUUCAGCUUGCUUCCUCUCCAGCAAUCUCGGAUUCGGAUGCCAUUGGAGCUCUGAUACUCACUGGUGCUCUUGUGAUUUUAUCGGACGUGCAGAUGUUUGUGCUGGGACCUCGCCUCAUCCUUAGCGUUCGACAAUAUCGCGCUAAACUCGUGGCAGACUUUGACGCAGAAGAUUGGAUGAAUUCGAUGGUCUUCCAGGAGCGUGUACAUGUCGCAACUAGCAGUACUGUGUAGAGAAAUGCUUACCGAGUGGUCUGCAGGGAGAAGAAAUUUGGUGGAUGAUCCGUCGUAGUAUUUAUUCAACAUAUAGGGUUUCGAAGUAUAUUUGAAAGGUCUAGGCAAAGCUAUUUAUCACUAUUGGAAUGAAGUACCUGCGCU
Molecule: messenger RNA, 507 nt
Organism: Suillus plorans
Lineage: Eukaryota; Fungi; Basidiomycota; Agaricomycetes; Boletales; Suillaceae
Exons: 4
Coding region: 1-363 (120 amino acids)
Source: RefSeq, a predicted model, not a curated record